Messenger RNA from Ceutorhynchus assimilis (cabbage seed weevil), 4429 nucleotides. Lineage: Eukaryota; Metazoa; Arthropoda; Insecta; Coleoptera; Curculionidae. The record is from the annotation of a GenBank genome assembly.
GUAAAAUUUAAAACUAGUGUAGGUUGCGCAGUUUGCAGUUUUGCCAUAUUUUUCACCAUUUUUAGUUUGAAAACAUCCAAAUUUAACAGCAAAUCAUCUAAAAUAAAUUAUUUCAGUGGUUCUCGCGUGCAUUCAUCGCCGCAAAAACUGGUGCGAAUCUUCUUAUUUGAAUCAAAUAGCCCAUGUCCCUUUUGGUGAUCUCAUCUAUCAAGGCUUAUAGGGUAUGCCACUUUUAACGUGCCGUGCAACGGCUUAGCAAUAGGCGUAGUGCGGAAUAUUUAGUUUCCUACAAUAUGAGAAGGUUUUAGUACGAUAAGUUACAGACACAAUUAAGCGCGCGAAGCGUUUUUUAAAUUUAAUAUUAACAUACAAGGACUCGCACACAUCGGAAGGGUUAGUUAGGGAUUCCUGAAGCUACAUCAUGGUACCAACACCUGACAGUUCACUCUCGGAGGAAAGCUCGCCUUCUAGAUGCAGUUUUAGUACAAAUAUCAACCAAAAAUUAGCUCAUAUAAGCAGUGCGAUCCAUAAGCAUUGGAAUGGAGAGAAAAAAAUGCACUUGUACACCGUGAAGAAAAUAGCAGAAACUCUUAAAAGUAUAGAGGAUAAAGUUUUUCCCACAGAUAAAAGUUUUGUGUCUGCAGCCAAAAAUAUGUUGUCAAGAAUUCGCAAGGAACUUGCUACUGAAUCAAGGACUUCUAAAACACGAAACUUCAUAGGCUGGAGAACCCGGAGCACUGACAAGUUUCUAAAAUUUGGUUCAUCAAAAAGGAAGGUGAAGAAAUCUGAGAGCCUUCUCGGAAGUCUUUGCCGUUCACGAGAUUCUAGUUUGCCAAAUACUGUUGCAUUGGAAUUGUUGACUGAUGAUUAUUUUAUUACACAGGAACAGGUCCAGGAAUCUGAUGUUGCUGCAGCUGCACCCAUUUUGAUAAAAAACAUUCCGGAUCAAAAAGAGCAAGUAUCAACUAACAAUGAUACCCAAAUAAGCUUAAUGGAAAUAAGUUCCGAAUCAAAUCCCUCAGAAAAAAUUUCGGAUCAUACUUACACCUCCAAUUCUCAAGAAACACAAACUGCUCAAACAAACAUUGAAGCUGAUACUGAUCCACAACAUGAGCUACCACCUGAACCCAUGAUGACAAAAAGUACAUCUAAUGAAACCGAGCUAAUGUCUUCAACAAAUUCAAUGCAAAUUAGUUCUGGCAGUUUUCCAUCAAGUAGGCCAGAGGACAUUCAAAAUUAUAUUUUUAUCUCCCCUCUUCAAGAAACCCAACCAAAUGUUGAAUCUGGUACUUAUCCGCUAUCUUUCAACGAAGCAAAUAUUUCAAAUGAGCAAACACCUUCACAAAACAAAAAUGAUGACGUGUCUCCAACUUGCACUGAUACCCAAUUAAAUUCAGUGCAAAUCGGUUCUAAAUCACAAAUCUCCAACUUUGAAGAAUCACAACCAACUACUAAUUCGCAUCAAGAACUAAAUAAUUGUGGAAGUAAUUUUAAAUCGUCAAUAAAUAUUAUUUCUAAUGUUAGACUACGAAGUCCUAAUGUCUCACCAGACCUAAUCAAUUUGGAUUCCUCCGAAAGUUUUUUUGAAAAAUGUCGCACUGAUGACACCGCGGAAUCUCAACAAAAAGAAUCAAGUAUUUCUAAUGGAAAAUAUGAAGUAGAAUCAGUAGACACUCAAGCUACAAAAGAUCCUCAAAGUUUAAGCAGUUCAACUGAUCCUGUGAGAAUUAUUUAUGAAGAGCAACAAUUAAUUUUGUCUGAAGACACUGAGAAUCAAACGACCAAUUCUUCUCAAAUGGAAGCAAAUAUUGCAAUGCCUCAACCUGUUAAAGACAAUUCCGACAAGGGUAUUUUCCUUCAACCCGAUAUGGAAAGUUGUUCGAGUCAACAGUCUUCUGAGAUCAUUCCUGGAACUCUACAAACUUACUAUUUCGAUCCCAAUGUAGCUCCGGCUGAAAAUAAAAUGACUCAGUAUUUUGUGAUUAAUCAUGACACUCAGGGAUUUACUGAUUUAUUGAAAAAUAAAACGAUUGAGCCAAAGCAAACUAAUAAUUCAGAUGCAGAUGAGCCUGUUCAGGAAAAAAAAGAUCAGUCUGUUAUUUGGUUAGAUGUUUCACUAGUAGACGUUAGUGAUAUGGAUUUGACUGAUGCUGGAGAUAGCUGUAUCGUUGAAGGUGAUCCCUGUAAUGAUCAAAGCAAGAAGAAAACCAAGUAUUUUCCUGUCUCCGAAACUCAAGCCAGUUUAAUUUUUGGGCUAUCCAAACCCGAAAGUACUAAUAAUAACGUAUUUCCUGCUCAACAGCUGCCUGUUACACAAACUAAUGAAAAUUUUGAAUCACAGUCAGAUACGGAAACUAUAGUACCAGAGACAAUCUAUACUCAAAGCCAAAACUUGGAUUCAAAAUCCCCAAGAAUAAAGAGCCCGUAUAAAAAUACACAAUCUAGUAGUUUUUUGACUUAUAAAGCAACAGCAAAGUCUCGGGCAAGUUUGGCAAAGCCAAAAGGAAGUGAACCUCAAGUAAAAAAAUUGAUUUUUGCGAGUUCUUCAUCUUCAACUCCUUCAGGAGAUAACGCGAAUUCAGGUCAAAAACCUUCAAGGAACAUCUUCAAUUAUUCUGCAAGUGACUCAUCUUCUAGUCAAGAUCCUCAAAAUAUCGUGAAAGUAAUUUCUCAAUCGCCAGAAUUACAAAGCCAAAAUUUAAUGCUAAUCAAUGGAUGUUUUCCUGAAAAUUCUAAUACUCAAAAUUAUAAUGAAGCGCCUUAUGCGGAAAGAGAAGAAAAGCUAGUAGAGAAAGUUAUGAGAAGACGAGAACGGCGUACAGCUGACGAAUGGAAGGAAAUGCCCAUGAGUGAAAAAGUGUCUGGAAUGUAUGCUGACAAGUUUCAUGUGAGGAUUUUUGACGAUCCUGUCGAGUCUUUGACGAAUAUUCGUUAUAAGCCUAGUUUUUCUACUUUUACUUUUCCAAGGCUAACCUUAACAGAAGUGCAUGAUGUAUCAACAAAAACUGCAGACGAUGCAAGAAAAAUAGACUCAGUCUUGAAGAAUGUCAUUGAUAAACUCAAAGACCAAAGUCUUGGCCUGAACUUCUACAAACGACUGGGAAACGUUGAUAGCUCAGCUGAUUCUGAUUCGUCUGAGGAGGAGAGAAAAUUCAACAGACGUUGGCUAAGAGAAUACAGGUCCAAAACAAGAACCCAAAACCGCUGCUUAAUGGUGGAACCGGAAAAGGAAAAACCGGAUUUCACUUCAAGACGAGCUCCCAGGCUAGAAAUUGACGGGGAAAAAACUGAAGAGAAAAAGGAUGAAGCGAUUAUGGUGGAUUUGAUGGAGAAAUUUGGCCAGUUAGCCUGGCUUAAAAGCUAAAUUGUUUUAUGUAAAAAUAUUUCAAGCUUUGACUUCAUUCGCCGAUGUCUACAGUUGAAUUCAGUAAAGUCUAGGUCAGCAAAUCAUAUUGCAAUUAGAAAAUAAGAUUGAUAAGUUAAUUAAUUUUGAUAUUAUGCAUAAUGUUUUUGAUUUAGAGUAUAUCGAAUGAAUUUAGUUUGUGUUAAAAAGGAAUACUUCCUUGAAUUCAGUAAUGUUCUGGUUUUUAAAAGAGGAAUUCUACGAGUCUUGUUUGAAUUUGAGGUAAACCCUAUUUAGUAUGUAUGUUCUUCCAUUACCAUAUCUCUGAUUUACUUUCGAGAAAUUAUGGUUUCUUGUGUUGAAAUAUGCUUUACUGGCAAAAAGCAUAAUUCGCUUUUAGCGAUUGAUCAACUUUACGCACCAUUCAAUUAUCUAUUUACAAAAAAUUUAGGUAGUUCAAUCUAUCAUGAAAAAUUAAAAUUGACUUAUAAUGGUUUACUGUAGUAUAGGACAUUGCCUUGUAAAAGUCGCAUAACUUUAAUAGAAACACUUCAAAGAAAAACUAAUGUAUGUACAUUAUGUACAAUAAAGUGCCUGCCGAGUUUUUUGUAGCUCUAUUUCUAAUAUUUUUUAUUUAUUUUCUGCCUAAACUGAGAAAUAUGGCUUGGCAAAGAAAGUACCUACUAAUAGUUUUAAGUAAUUGUUUGUGAACACCACAAUAAUUGUAUAAACUCAUUUAAUAAAAUAAUGUUCAAUUUACAAAGUUAUAAUGUAAAAACUCAAGUAGUAUUUAUUCAUAAAUUUAAAAAAAUAAUAAAAAAUCUGUUUUUUUUUUUCAACUCCUCACAACCCAAAACAUGCAAAUUGCACCCAUUUUUGUACUAUACAAGGGCUUUGCAACAAAUUUAUAAUAAAUAAUGAUUUGAACAAGUUUUUUUGUACAAAAUUAAAGAAAGAUUCAAUUCUAAAUUAGAUACCGUUUAAAACCUAAAAAAUACUUUAAAAUAUCUUACAGCCAUGGAUGCCAGGCUGGAUCCAUUCUACACAGAUUGUCGGGACUGCUGGCAGCGCUAACUAAUGUAGAAG